Cuscuta campestris is the source of this 1841-nucleotide messenger RNA. The record is from the annotation of a GenBank genome assembly. Lineage: Eukaryota; Viridiplantae; Streptophyta; Magnoliopsida; Solanales; Convolvulaceae.
AGGGACUUACGUUCUAAGUGAGACUCUUACCAGCACAAUACUAUUCUCGGUUUACUUGACCCCAUAUUUUCGUGCACUCAGACUUAGUUCGAUACUCAUCCGCCUAGUUACCUAGGCCCCCGGGUUCCAUAACCCAACAUUGGUGCUUUCAUUGAGAGUGUCGAACACAUCAAGCGUGCUCCAGAAAAUGGUUGCGUCAAGGAGAGUGACCAGAUCGUCUACCGCCAAUCUCGGUGAUGGUAUCAGGAUGACUAUAACGGCGCCGACCGGCGCAGGUCCCGAUGAGCUGGACAUCAGCCUCAACGAUGUCGCCAGCCAAAACACCACUGACCUGCGCCACCGCAUUCCCAGACGGCGGACGGCAAAAGCCGCGGGGUCUCAGACGCCGAUACGGCAGGUGCCCACCCAGGGCGCCGGUGUGUUAACGCAGCCCCCUCCCAACGGGUUAGUCCGCGGGGGAAGCGUGGUGCUGCCCGGUGAUUUCAACUCACCAUUCUUCCAGUUCGGGGAGACCUCCGGUGCGAGGACCCCAGGUCCAGACCCUAGCGGUUUUUGGGCCAUGAUGAGGGCGAUGCUGCUCAAUCAACCCAUGACCGGUUUCCACAUGCCGGUCACGAUGCCCCAGCCAACGCUCCAGCUUGGCGAACGUCGCGAGGUCCAGCAGAAUGCGGUGGAAAGUGCAGAGCUUUUCGCCCAACACUUGAAGAGUCUGAUGGCGGACCCCCGCCUGAACCCUUUGGCCGGGGGACCCGAGAACAAGGAGCCGAGCCGAUCCCAGCAGCGGGACAACGGCAAGGGCCCGGAGCGCAGGCCCAACAAGAAGCAGGCUAGCCGUCGAGACAAGGAGACGGCGAACAAACGCCAUGAACCCCUGAAGGAGGGACAAGAUGAGAGUGAGCCACACGUAUCUGUGUUCAGCCGGAUGCGAGUCCCGGCCACGAAGCGGCUGCAUGGCCGGCGGAAUAUCCUCCUACAGAACGAAGCGGGGAAGGUUAGGAUGCCCUGCGAAGAGCAGCACUGUGACCGACACAGAGAGGUCCACCAGGAAAGACAAAAUUCCCGGGUCGAACAACCCAUUCAAUAUCCAAUCCUGAGAGCGCCCCAAGGGACGCCUGGCGCAAUGGGCGGGGGCACGGGUAGACAUGGGGACGAACGCAUCGAUCUCCUCUUGCAGAGACUGGACGCCCUAGAGAGGAAGAACGGGGCAGGACAGGUUUCCGAACCCAUGUUCAGACUUCGUUCCCCUUUCUCCGAAAGAAUCCUGAGGGCACCACUACCGAGCAGCUUUCAGAUGCCGCCUAUACUAAGAUAUGACGGGACCACAGACCCGCAGGAACAUUUCAAUCGGUACCAAACCCUCAUGAAUGUGGUAACGUUCUCCGAGGAGGUCCUUUGUAGAUCGUUCCCCGCCACUCUAGAUGGGUUAGCGUCUGAGUGGUUCAGUGAGCUGCCUGAAGGGAAGAUCGACUCGUGGGAGGAUUUAGCACGAAGGUUCCUGGUGCAUUUUGCCGGGAACAGGAAGAAGAAAUUACAUUUUUCACAUCUUCUGUCGGUCAGACAACGACCUGACGAGCCCUUGAGGGAAUUUCUGACAAGAUGGAAGCUGGAAACCACCAGAGUUUACGGAGCAGAUGACAAAACCAGGUUAUCUACCUUUCAUUUGGUCUUGCGAUCAGGUGAUUUCUCCAAGCGUCUGGCCCUGGAGAAGCCGAGGGAAUAUUCCGUCGCGUUAGCCAUGGCAGAAGAUGAGGCCGAAGCAGAGGAGUUGGAGGCAAACAAGAAGAAGAAGAAAACAUAGCACGCAAGCAAUUUUAUUACGCGAAAAAAGCGAUACAUCAUUG